AUGACAACAAAUAAGAUGAUAUUAGAAUCAUUAUCCAAUGAGUUAUUUAUUGAAUUAUUUGAUGUAGUCGACCUCUUUCGUUCUUUUUGUGGUCUGAAUACUCGUUUUAAUUCUUUACUAUUAAUUCAUUUUCGAGAUUGUCGAGUCGAUUUUCGUUCAAUAUUCAAAGAAGAUUUCAAUCGUUUCUGUCGAACAUAUCUUCCAUUUAUAAUGAAUCAAACAAUUUAUCUUCGACUCUCCGAUAAUGAAGACACACCAUAUCAAUGUGCUCAUUUUCAAUCUGCAGGUUUCACAUUUGGUCAGUUCGAUAAUCUUCGUUAUUUAACAUUGGAAAAUGUUAGUUCGGAUUCAAAGAUUGACCAAUUUUUCUUUUCCGAUUUAUAUCAUCUUCGUAAUUCGACACAUCAGAAAUUUAUUAAUUGUCGACUGCAUGGCAUUUCCUCCGAUGAUUUUCAAGGUGUAAUUGAUCAAAUUUGGAAUUUACCAAAAUUGACACAUUGCUAUUUUGAUUUCUGCUUUCGUAGUAGAAGUCAUUUUUGUAUUCCUACUUCCGUAUCAACAUCGUUGCAAUACUUAACAAUUCUUGGGAAUUGGUGGUAUUCAAAUAAAUUUGUCGAUUUAUUAAAGAAGACACCACAUUUACGAACAUUGCCGUAUCAUUGA
Molecule: messenger RNA, 663 nt
Organism: Adineta steineri
Lineage: Eukaryota; Metazoa; Rotifera; Eurotatoria; Adinetida; Adinetidae
Source: the annotation of a GenBank genome assembly